UCUUGUUGAUAAGAAAAUGUAUCCUGUGUAAAGUGUUUGCUUCACUUUGACAGACGACAGUAGCAAAACAAUUACUCUAAAGAAAGAGUUAGAGGAAGAAGGAAAGAGCUAGAGACAUGUUUCGCAAAAUCUUAGCUGACAAGCCUCAUGUAAUCUGUAUUCCCUGUCCAGCUCAAAGCCAUGUAAAGGCAAUGCUUAAACUAGCAAAACUACUGCAUUACCGAGGUUUUCGCAUAACCUUUGUGAACACAGAGUUCAACCACAGACGGUUGCUUAAAUCUAGAGGUCCUGAUUCCCUGAAUGGCUUACCCGACUUUCGGUUCGAAUCUAUCCCAGAUGGCCUCCCUCCUUCAGAUGAGAAAGCUACCCAAGAUGUACAAGCAAUUUUUGAGGCUUGCAAGAAGAACUUGCUAGCUCCAUUUAAUGAACUGCUUGCCAAGCUCAAUGAUACAGCAUCUUCUGAUGUUCCUCAAGUGACUUGCAUUGUAUCUGAUGGAUUUGUGCCAGCUGCCAUCACUGCUGCUCAGAGGCAUGGAAUUCCUGUUGCCUUGUUCGUUUCUAUCUCUGCUUGCACUUUCAUGGGGCUUAAGCAAUAUAAAGAGCUCAAAGAAAGAGGACUGUUUCCAUUAAAAGACGAGAGCUUUUUAACAAAUGGCUAUUUGGAUCAAGUACUAGACUGGAUUCCAGGAAUGAAAGAUAUACGAUUGAGGGAUCUUCCAAGUUUUCUUCGCACAACAGAUCCAGAUGAUUAUGGUUUCAACUUCUGCAUGGAAUGUGCUGAGAGAGCAUCUGAAGGUUCUGCAGUGAUUUUCCAUACUUUUGAUGCUUUGGAGAAAGAAGUCUUGAGUGCUCUUUACUCAAUGUUUCCUCGUGUCUACACGAUCGGUCCACUUCAAUUACUUCUCAAUCAAAUGAAAGAAGAUGAUCUAGAUUCUAUUGGAUAUAAUCUAUGGAAAGAAGAGGUUGAGUGUCUCCAAUGGCUUGAUUCCAAGAAACCAAACUCAGUAAUUUAUGUGAACUUUGGUAGCAUAGCCGUCGCUACAAAGCAGCAGCUGAUUGAAUUGGGAAUGGGACUUGCAAAAAGUGGUCACCCAUUUUUAUGGAUAUUAAGGCCUGACAUGGUCAUAGGCGACUCCGCCAUAUUGCCACCAGAAUUUACUGACGAGACUAAAGACAGAGGAUUUAUUUCUAGCUGGUGUCCACAAGAGGAAGUUCUCAACCACCCAUCAAUAGGAGGUUUCCUAACACAUAGUGGAUGGAAUUCAACAGCUGAGAGCAUUUCUUCUGGGGUGCCCAUGCUUUGUUUGCCGUUCUUUGGUGAUCAACAAACAAACUGUAGGUACACUUGCAAUGAGUGGGGCAUUGGAAUGGAGAUUGAUAGCAAUGCGGAAAGAGAUAAAGUGGAGAAGCUUGUGCGAGAGUUGAUGGAAGGAGAGAAAGGCAGGGAGGUAAAGAAAAAAGUCAUGGAGUGGAGAAAAUUAGCAGAGGAAGCCGCUGGUCCAAGUGGCUCGUCAUCCAUGAAUUUAGACGAGUUGGUGAAGGCAGUGCUUUUGCCAUGAAAAAAAUAUAAAUUCCAAGGCCUAGAGCAUUCCCUGUAGAAAUUCAUAAUAGAAGAGAAACUAACACACAAUGCAAUUGAAUUGAAGUACUGUUGAGAUCUUCAUCCUUGCUCGUUUCUCCCCUCGCAUGGGUUGUGAGACUUUUCUCACAUAUCUUGCAGGAAGCUAAUCACGUGGCUGAUAGAAAAAUAAGAGGAUGUCUUUUCUCACAUUCUAUAGCGAAUCACUUUGAUUUAUACUAAGUUAGAUUUAUACUUAGCCGGCUUAGCAGUCUACAUAUUGGCAGGUUUGAAGUUAGAAUGAUGAACAUGGUUGGACUUGCCGUUGUGCAGCCCCCCAAACAGAUGAAAACUCUUGACACAAAUAAUGUAUUAUUUUAAAUUUCUCCUCUUUGGAAUGGAAUUGAAAGUCAAAUUAUGUUUUUAUUUAUUGUUAA
This is a messenger RNA of Populus trichocarpa (black cottonwood), 1995 nucleotides long. RefSeq names its product 7-deoxyloganetin glucosyltransferase. Gene Ontology annotation, molecular function: UDP-glycosyltransferase activity. The record is from RefSeq and is a predicted model, not a curated record. The coding region runs from base 117 to 1559 and encodes 480 amino acids. The transcript is spliced from 2 exons. Lineage: Eukaryota; Viridiplantae; Streptophyta; Magnoliopsida; Malpighiales; Salicaceae.